Messenger RNA from Ilex paraguariensis (yerba mate), 1181 nucleotides. Lineage: Eukaryota; Viridiplantae; Streptophyta; Magnoliopsida; Aquifoliales; Aquifoliaceae. The record is from the annotation of a GenBank genome assembly.
AUGGAAGAUCGCCCACCUGGUUUUAGAUUCUACCCAACAGAAAACGAAUUGGUUUCGUUUUAUCUGCAUAACAUGCUAGAAGGAAGGAGACAAGAUCUCGACCGGGUUAUACCUGUUGUCGAUAUCUACGAGUACAACCCAUGGGACCUCCCACUAUUUGCAGGAGAGUUUUGUCAAGGAGACACUGAGCAGUGGUUCUUCUUCAUCCCUAGACAAGAGAAAGAGACCCGUGGAGGAAGACCAAAUAGGCUCACGGCUUCCGGAUACUGGAAAGCUACUGGAUCUCCGGGGUCUGUUUUCUCCGAUAAUAAUCGAAUAAUUGGAAUGAAGAAAACAAUGGUUUUCUACACAGGAAGAGCUCCAAGUGGAAGGAAGACUGAAUGGAAGAUGAAUGAGUAUAAAGCCAUUAAAGGAGAAGCUUCUUCAUCAACUAGUACAACUCCAAAGUUAAGACAAGAAUUCAGUUUGUGUCGAAUCUACUUAAAAUCAAAAUCCUUGCGAGCAUUUGAUAGACGACCUCCAGGACAAGUGAUGAGAGGUGAGGCAAUAGUUCACCAACCUCAUCAUGGCAACGAGGCAACGACAUCAUCACUUCAAAACCAAUCAAUGAGGGAGAGAACAAGCUCACCGGAUAGCUCAUCCUCCGGAGACCAUGCCAAUCCCUCUCAAAACAUGGAAAAAGAUUGCUGGGAUGUGCCUGCUGAUAAUGAUGUUUUUUGUGACUGGGAACAGUUCAAUUGGUUUGAGUGAAGUCAUGAAUAACAGAAUUGGAGAGGAUCUGCAGCUCAGAUGAUCAAGCAACCAACAAUGGUGAAACUAUCACCAAAACUUGAUAAAGACAGCUAACAACUUAGUAAUGGUAAACAAAUGUCCCUUUAAACGCAAGAACAGUCAUCUUUGAAUCGGUUUACAUAUAUUCGCUUACUUACGAUGUUCCCCUCAGCUCAUUCUAGCCAGUACAAUUUCAUCUGUCAGGAGAUGGAGUCAUCUUGUUUAGUAUAAAGUUUUUAUGUGUAACAGGUGUGCUUUGAGGGACACCUUUUGCUCUUCUAAUGUAAGCAGGUUAAGCAUUAAGUGUAGGAAACCUAAUUACUGAUAUGUUCAAUGUCUUGUAUUUAAUAUUAUGUAAUUCUGUCAUGGAGAAUGUAUCUUUUUGGGUUUUCCUUCUCUUUAAGGAAAUG